AUGAAGGCUGGAACCAGCGUGAACCCUGUGGGGGCGCCUAGAGGCCUUGUAAAGGAGACUUGCGGAGGCUCGCAGGGCCCUACGCACAGCCAAUCUCCGCAGCAGGAUGAAGCCUACGGGGAGUCUCCUACGCAAACGCUUUGUCCUCACUGCAGCAAGGCCAUCACAACAACUGUGCGCUUCAAGCGGUCCUGUCUAGGGAUAUCCUCUUGCAUAGCUUCCUUUAUUUUUCUUGGCUGGAUAGGAUUCUGUUUGGGCCCUCUGCUCUGGGUGGCUCUUCGAGAUGCUGUCCACGAGUGCCCACACUGCAGAAAUCUAGUUUACCGCCGAUCUCGUGUUGCUUGCCCCUUCCCAGGGAGAGAUGGUGUCUUGACACUGCGUUGCGGGAGCUGUGCCGUGGUGCUCACGAGGCGAUACUUCAUUUGCUUUUCAGCCCUUUUCGCAGUCAUCCUCCUCUGCCACCUUUUCAGGGGUGGCCUUUUCGAUUCAACGUUACAAUACUUAACGAAGGGCGAAUCAACCUCCUUGAGCUGGCAAGAAUUCGUAUCCUUAUGUGGACACCGCUCUCAGCUGGGAAACCCACUGCAGGCAGCAGCCAACUUCAGGGAGAGCUUUGCACUGCGAACGGUCCAGUGGGAAGGUCUCGUCAAGCAGGUUAAGGAGGGCUUCUUUGCCGCCUCUCCUGCUUUCCUCUUCCUAGCGAUGAAUCCUACGCUAAGCACCGCUGCAGCACGCAAGGAAGAGGCCCCUCUGCUUCCAGAAUCAGAAGAAACAGACAAUGAAGAUCCCCAUAGUCUGUUGUCUGAGCUGGAGGCGCUGCGGAAGGAAGAAGAAGGCAUGAAGGGAGACGGUGCAGACUUGGCACUUGCUUUCGACAGAACCCUUGCCGCGGAAGUUGUCAAGCUCAGUCCUGGGGAUAAAGUUCGGUUUGAAGCCACGCUCCACGAAUUAGGAAGACGGGGGAAGCCUACCUUGGGCCGAUUGUGGAGUGUGGUUGUAGUGGAGCCUUGGACUUCUCGGGAGUUACGUCUGAAGAAGGCAGCCGCGACAGCAGAAGUCUUAUCGGAAUCGCUUCUUCCCAGUUUGCUUAUGGGGGGUAUAGGGGGCGGUGGUGUAGGCACGCUGAUGGGUUUUGGGGGCCCCUUUGGAGGCCUCCCCCUGCCUUCACCGAUACUAGGCCGGGGAAUCGUUGUGAUUCGCUCGCGAACGAUUGGCGAAGGGGGAGAGGUGCUGGAAGAGAAGGUGUGGCACGGGGAAGAUAAGCCGGAAGGCCAUGUGCUAGUUCAGCAGGAUGGAAAAGGGGAACCUCAGGAGCUCACUGACCACGCGAUUACCAAUGUGGCGGGGGGGGUGGACAUCUUGGCAAUGCUGAAAGAUGUGUUGGAGGGAGGGAGGCAGCAUCAGCAGGCUUCGGCAGACGAGCUAGCAGACGAGGAGCUAAAGCACUUGGAAGAAGUGGCGGUAUGGCCAGAAGAACCCCCAUAUGCCCUGCCUCCAAGACACGGGGACCACAAGGAUAGGCAGGAUGCGAGUCGCUCGCCUAAGGAGACGCGAGAGAGCGUCCGACCGCAAGAGCAACCCCAGAAGGCGGAACAAGACACGGCGCACUCCGUACCAGCAGCAAAGCCAAAGGAUUCGAAGCAGCAACAGCAGACACAAAAGAAACACUCGCCGUCGCAGCAGCAACAGCAGAAACAAAAGAAACACUCGCCGUCGCAGCAGCAAAAGGCAACACCCCCCCCCCCACCACAGCAGCAGCAACAGCAGCAACAGCAGCAGCAAAAGGCAACACCCCCACCACCACCACAGCAGCAACAGAUGCCCCCACCUGCGCCGCAGCCACAGCAGCAACAGCAGACACAAAAGAAACACUCGCCGUCGCAGCAGCAACAGCAGAAACAA
This is a messenger RNA of Cyclospora cayetanensis, 1902 nucleotides long. RefSeq lists its product as uncharacterized. Gene Ontology annotation, molecular function: zinc ion binding. The transcript has 6 exons. Lineage: Eukaryota; Apicomplexa; Conoidasida; Eucoccidiorida; Eimeriidae. The record is from RefSeq and is a predicted model, not a curated record. The annotation marks the transcript as partial.